AUGCUAGAGGAUUCUAGCACCGAGCGCCCUCUCUACGGCGGUGCAGUUUCCAGCAACUUCCCUGUUAGAUUCCAGGAUGUGAGCAAUAUUCGACAAGUUCCUGACCAUCAAGAGGUAUUUGUGGACCCAGGUCGUGAUGAAAGCUUGGUUUUCGAGCUACUAGAUUUCAAGCCUGAUGUGAAUGAUAAUGGAAGUGCCGUUUGGUUUCUUCAAGACCUUGCCAAUGAGCAACACGCUCAAGGAUUUACUCUAGUUGAGCAGUCAGGGGUGGUUGAGGCUCCAAUGGGGAAUGUUUCAGUUGUUAUUACUACAGCAAUUGGGCAGAUGGCGAUUUCUAAAGGACGGCAAGGAAGGGAAGCCCAGAAUGUUGUGCAGGUUUAUUUGGCUAAUCUUCGACUUAAGAAUGUUGGCACUGACGUUCUUGUUGUUGCUUAUGAACCGAUUUUGAUUAGUCCUUUGAGUGAAAGUGCUGCGCCUGUUGGUGCUGGUUUACCUGCUCCGGCAGUGCAAUCAGGCUUCUUGCCAAUGGCUGAUGUUUUUAAGCUUGCUGUUUCAAGUUUCAAAGUGGAUAUCAGGGUUGCACCAGGAACUCAUGCAACUGAAGCUGCAGAGCGAGCAGCUGCAGCGUUGGAAAACCCAAACCUGGUGGAUAUGGUUGAUGAAGGUUUGGCUAUGCUUCCACGAGGUCCAGUGCCACCUUCAGGACCUUCUCUAUGCCAUCACAAGCUUGGCCCGUACGCUCAGAGUGAAUCGUCCGCGCCAGAUGAUUAUGUUAUGUGCCCAUAA
Dovyalis caffra is the source of this 786-nucleotide messenger RNA. Lineage: Eukaryota; Viridiplantae; Streptophyta; Magnoliopsida; Malpighiales; Salicaceae. The record is from the annotation of a GenBank genome assembly.